GUAAUGUUUGGGUGGAAGAUCAACUGCCCAGAAAACAGAGAAAACAUCCCCAUCAAAAGCCCUUUUUCCUUAUUCGCACCUUAAUCGAAGCCACCACCCAAGAAGGAGAUUUAGUUGUGGACCCUUGUGCUGGCA
This is a messenger RNA of Racocetra persica, 135 nucleotides long. The record is from the annotation of a GenBank genome assembly. Lineage: Eukaryota; Fungi; Glomeromycota; Glomeromycetes; Diversisporales; Gigasporaceae.